Molecule: messenger RNA, 799 nt
Organism: Lathyrus oleraceus (garden pea)
Lineage: Eukaryota; Viridiplantae; Streptophyta; Magnoliopsida; Fabales; Fabaceae
Product: dirigent protein 11
Exons: 1
Coding region: 30-605 (191 amino acids)
Source: RefSeq, a predicted model, not a curated record
GGAAGAAAACAAAGUAUCUUACGACAACAAUGUCUCUUUCACAUAGUUUCAUGUUUCUCUUCUCCAUCACACUCAUGAUUUCCACACAGUUAUUAACAACUGCAAAUGGAAUUUUCUCACAAGAAUCCAACAUCAUAUUACCCUCCGAAAAACAAAAAACAGAAAAAGUAACACACAUCCACUUCUACUACCAUGACAUCAGGAACAACGAAAACCCUACCAUGAUACAAAUCGUUGACACACCAAAAAACGUGGCUAAUGGAUUUGGUUCAGUUUUUAUGAUGGAUGAUGCAAUGACAGAAGGACCAGAGUUAAGUUCAAAGCGCAUAGGAAGAGCUCAAGGGCUAAUAGGUCUUUCUUCACUUCAUGAUAUCGCUGAGUUUUUGCUGAUAAAUUUAGUUUUUGAUGAAGGGAGUUAUGCUGGAAGCACUCUAAGCAUGUUGGGUCGGAACCCUAUUUCAAAACAAAAUAGAGAAACAAGUAUUGUUGGUGGAACUGGUGUUUUUAGGUUUGCUAGAGGCUUUUCUAUUGCAAAUAGUGUUAACUCCAUUUCUACACCUCAACAUUAUAUUGUUGAGUAUAACGUUACUGUUUAUCAUCCCUAGAAUAUUACUACUACAUGUGUACUACGAAUAAUGCUUUUGUUGUUUUGUUUGCUGCAUGUGUUUUUUGUUUUAGAUGUUCUCUCUUUAGUUUGCUGCAUGUGUCAUUUUCUUAUCUAGGCUCUUUGUUUAGGGAUAAGACUUAAGACCAUGCAUGCAAAGCUCCAUUAAUGGCAAUUUUUGUCUUUUUCUCGGUU